AUGGGAAGUGACAUCGACUUUACCACAUUCCAUAAUGUGAUCGGGGGUAAAUUAUCCUCCAAGGAACAAACCCGCCACGGCAUCAAUCCAGCAACCGGGGAACCAAAUCCUGAUGUUCCAGUCUCUACUCGCGCCGAUGUUGACCGCGCUGUCGAGGCGGGAAUCGCUGCAUUCAAGAGCUGGUCCAAAACCCCAUACGAGGAGAGGAAAAAAGCUCUCCUGGCGUUUGCUGAUGCUGUGGGGCAAUAUUCUGAGGACCUCACCAAAUUGCUCGUGAAAGAGCAAGGGAAACCGGCCCACUUUGCCGCCGCGGAUAUUCAGUCUGGAAUUGCCAGUGUUAAGGCCACUGCCAACUUUGAGUUGAAGGAUGAAGUUCUCGAAAACAACGAGGACAGAGAGGUGAUUCUCCGCUAUACGCCAUUGGGUGUUGUUGUUGGAAUUGUCCCAUGGAACUUUCCUGUUAUGCUCUGCCUGAUCAAAAUCGCACCAGCUCUUCUUACUGGGAACACAAUCAUUGUUAAACCUUCACCGUAUACUCCCUAUUGCGCACUGAAACUUGCCGAAAUUGGCCAGAAGUUCUUCCCCCCUGGUGUCCUCCAAGCUCUUAGCGGUGAUGAUAAUCUGGGACCCUGGUUGACGGCCCACCCUGGACCCGCAAAGAUUGGUUUCACGGGUUCAUCAGCAACUGGGAAGAAGGUCAUGGAGAGUGCAAGCAAGACACUGAAGCGAGUUACUCUUGAGCUAGGCGGAAAUGACCCUGCAAUUAUCUGUCCUGAUAUCAAUAUUGAAGCAGUGGCAGCAAAGGUCGCGCUGGCGGCAUUCUUCAAUUCCGGACAGGUCUGUAUCGCAGCGAAACGAAUAUACGUCCACGAGUCCAUCUAUGAAAAAUUCCGCGACGCAAUGAGUGUCGCCACGGCGAAAUUGGUUGUGGGUGAGGGUAAUGAGGCCGGUGUGAUGGUUGGCCCCAUCCAAAACUCCAUGCAGUACGAGAAAGUUAAGGAAUUCUUCGCGGAUAUUGAAAAGGAAAAGUGGACCGUUGCUGCAGGCGGAAACGCCGAAGUUCGGAAGCCUGGGUACUUCAUCCAGCCUACCAUCAUCGAUGCGCCACCUGUUGAGUCGAGGAUUGUUGCAGAAGAGCCAUUCGGCCCAAUCGUGCCCCUCAUCCCCUGGAAAGAUGAAGCAGCGGUGAUCGAAGCCGCGAAUAACACCAAGAUGGGGUUGGGCUCAUCCGUCUGGUCCAACGACCUGGACCAGGCUCGACGAAUCGGGAAACAGCUUGAAGCUGGCAACGUAUGGAUCAACGCACACCAGGAAGUCAGUCCUAGUGUACCAUUCGGCGGCCACAAGGAGAGCGGUAUUGGCUUUGAGGGCGGCCUCGACGGCCUGAAGAGUUACUGCAAUGCGCAAGCAUUUUAUAUCAAGAAGGCUAAAUUGUAG
Histoplasma mississippiense is the source of this 1437-nucleotide messenger RNA. RefSeq lists its product as hypothetical. The record is from RefSeq and is a predicted model, not a curated record. The coding region runs from base 1 to 1437 and encodes 478 amino acids. NCBI's taxonomy places the organism in Eukaryota, Fungi, Ascomycota, Eurotiomycetes, Onygenales, Ajellomycetaceae. The transcript has 6 exons. Gene Ontology annotation, molecular function: aldehyde dehydrogenase (NAD+) activity.